AUUUAAACCACAAAAACAGCAGGCCGCCACAUUUAUUGGAUCAUCUUGAACAGAACAAUCCACUAUCCCUGAUUCAUCUUCUAUCCAGUAUUUCUCCCUAACAACAAAAACCCAGAUCACAAAAACCCCAAUACCAUAAAAUCCUAUAUGUGUCAACUUCUUAAUACAAAAUGGGAUUAGAUUCGGUGAAGCCCUUACCGGUGCCGGUGCAAGAAGAAUCACAAACAAAUCAAUCCACUUCACUUCUGUCGGCCGAUACCGAAACCACCGCGGCAAAACCUUCCACCAACGUUCUCAUCUCCUCACUCCUCCUCACUACCUGCAUCGCCGUCUCCGCUGCCGUUGCUUUCGCCUUUCUCUUCUUCUCCGCCGUCAAAACCACCAACCAUUACCACCAUAUUACCACCUCUCUCCAACUCGCCCGUCCGCUCACUAAACUCUCUCACCCGGUGGUGAUCCUCAUUUCUUCCGACGGGUUUCGGUUCGGGUACCAACACAAAACCCCCACCCCUAACAUCCACAGAUUAAUCAACAACGGAACCGAAGCCGAAACCGGGUUAAUCCCGGUUUACCCAACAUUAACUUUCCCAAAUCAUUACUCAAUUGCCACAGGAUUAUACCCUGCAUAUCAUGGAAUUGUAAACAACAAAUUCAUUGAUCCAAAGACAGGGGAAACCUUUACAAUGAGUAGCCAUGAACCCAAAUGGUGGCUCGGUGAGCCCAUAUGGGAGACCAUAUCGAACCACGGGUUAAAGGCUGCUACCUAUUUCUGGCCCGGGUCCGAGGUAAAAAAGGGUUCGUGGGAUUGUCCGAAGAAGUAUUGCGCAGCGUAUAACGAAUCUGUCCCGUUUGAACAACGGGUCGAUGACAUUUUGAGUUAUUUCGACUUACCAAAUCAGGAUAUUCCGGUUUUUAUGACAUUGUAUUUUGAGGACCCUGAUCAUCAGGGUCAUAUGGUUGGCCCGGAUGAUCCGCAAGUGACCGAAGCUGUUGGUAAGAUUGACGGGUUGAUUGGGAGAUUGAUCAAAGGUUUGGAAAACCGCGGUGUGUUUGAAGAUGUUACGAUAAUCAUGGUCGGUGAUCAUGGGAUGGUCGGUACGUGUGAUCAGAAACUAAUCUUUUUAGACGAUUUAGAACCGUGGAUCAAGAUUCCCAAAGAAUGGGUUCAGUAUACCACCCCCGUGUUAUCUAUCCGACCGCCAUCUGAUCAGUCGGUUACUGACAUCGUAGACAAAAUGAACCGAGCUUUGACUUCCGGGAAGGUCAAAAACGGCGAUAAGUUGAAAAUCUAUCUUAAACAAGACCUUCCCGAAAGGCUGCAUUACUCGGAGAGUGAUAGGAUCACCCCGAUUAUCGGGCUAGUUGACGAAGGGUUUAAGGUGGAACAAACGGACUCGAAGAGUAUGGAGUGUGGAGGUGCACACGGGUAUGAUAACUCGUUUUUCUCCAUGAGAACGAUCUUUAUCGGUCAUGGUCCGCCAUUUGCUAGAGGUCGAAAAGUGCCAUCUUUUGAGAAUGUUCAAAUAUACAACUUGAUUACAUCAAUUAUUGGCAUAAAUGGAGCUGCCAAUAAUGGGUCAUCAACCUUUCCAAAGAGUGUGCUUUUGCCUCAUCAUUGAUCAAGACUUGCAUUUUUUUGUCUGGUUUUUGUGUUGACAUUGAUGCAUCUUUUGAGGUAAUGUUGGUAUGUUGUGGUUGAUUUAGGUUAAUAAAGAUGUUUGUUUCUAAAAUGUUUUGUGUUGAAUGUAAGUUGAGUGGAUUAGACAUGUAUUCACUAAAAGCUAGACUUGGUAUCAUGGUAUCAUAUUAUUAUCUUCUUGUGUUGUC
This is a messenger RNA of Helianthus annuus (common sunflower), 1827 nucleotides long. Its product is annotated as venom phosphodiesterase 2. Lineage: Eukaryota; Viridiplantae; Streptophyta; Magnoliopsida; Asterales; Asteraceae. Bases 171 to 1619 code for a protein of 482 amino acids. The transcript is spliced from 2 exons. The record is from RefSeq and is a predicted model, not a curated record. Gene Ontology annotation, cellular component: vacuole.